AUGGCAAACGACGCCUCACCACCACCGCCGCCGCCGCCGCCGCCGCCGCCGCCGUCGUCCACCAACACCUCCACCUCUUCCUCGGCACUCCAAGCCACAUCCACGACCACCCCAUCCACGCCCUCCUCGCCGUACCCCUACGCCUUCGCUCCCGACAUAAUCCGCGCUCACCAGAAGGACGCCUACUUCCAGGGCGUGCUGACGAACCAGCUGACGGACCUGCACCGGCGGCUGCUGGGGGCGCGGUCCGCGCACGCCUGGGGCGCCGAGGCCCGCACCGCCGCCGACCUGCUGUACCUGUGUCUGACGACGCUGCUGGGCAACCGCACGCUGGGCGAGGAGUACUGCGGGCUGGUGCAGGUCGAGGGGGCGGGCAACAACGCCCUGCCAGCGCUGCCGCGGCGCGCUGCCUACAUCGCGGGCAGCAUCAUUCUGCCGUACGGGCUGGCGCGGGUCCUGCCGGGCGUGAGGGGGCGCAUACGGGGGCGGCUGCAGCGGAGUUUGCAGUUGCAGAACCAGUCACAAGCACAGUCUCCCGCGGAUGAGAAGACGGGAGCACAUCAGCAACAAAAGCAAAGCCGGCGGCGGUCCUGGACCUACACCCUCCAAUCCUACAUCCUAGCCAACCUCACGACGCUCACCUCGCCCGCGCCGCUCCACGCCGCCAGCCUGGCGCUCUUCUACUUCAGUGGGUCGUACUACGAGCUGGCGAAGCGGCUGACGGGCCUGCGGUACAUCUUCACGCACAAGGUGGGCGGCGGCCAGUCGGCGACGGACCGCAGCGCCGGUUACGAGCUGCUCGGCGUGCUGCUGGUGAUCCAGAUGGGCGUGCAGGGGUGGGUGCACCUGCGGUCGACGCUGGCGUCGCUCUCGUCUUCUUCUGCCGUCCAGCAGAGAGAAAGAAAUGGUGGAGGAGGAGGAGGAUAUUAUACCGCAGACGUGUCCCUCGACCGGCACGCCUACAGCAGCAACAACGCGAUCCUGCUCUCGGAAAUGGGCGGCACCGCCCCCGCCUCCUCUUCAUCUGCUACGGGGACGCGUCAGAUCGACCUGGCGCGCGCCACGCACACGCCCCCGCCCCCGCCGCCGACCCGGUCUUCUUCCUCCUCGGAACCCGCCGCGCGGUACGACCUCGCCGACGACGGUGUCAUGCGCUGGAUCCGCGGCGCGCAGCAGCGCAAGUGCACGCUGUGCCUGGAGGAGCUCAAGGACCCGGCCGCAACGCAGUGCGGCCACGUCUUCUGCUGGGCCUGCAUCGGCGACUGGGUGCGCGAGAAGCCCGAGUGCCCGCUGUGCCGCCGCGAGGCCAUGGUGCAGCACAUACUUCCGUUGCGGGUGGCCGUCUGA
Anthostomella pinea is the source of this 1347-nucleotide messenger RNA. NCBI's taxonomy places the organism in Eukaryota, Fungi, Ascomycota, Sordariomycetes, Xylariales, Xylariaceae. The record is from the annotation of a GenBank genome assembly.